AUGACUACCAAGCAGAUCCACUGUUUCCGAAAAAAUCCCUUAUUUGUCUGCACUGAAAACUUUGGCCAAGGUUUACUUUCCACUUAUCCACUAGUCGAAAUCAUUCCCGGGCUGUCUGCUACUCACCGGCACCUACCGACCAGAGGGAUACGACAAGGUUCAGCUAUAGCACCCUUUUGGUGCCCAGCUGCCAUGCCACAUGAAGUAGGCACGAGGGCUUGGAUGCUGCCAGGUCGCCCAAGCCUAGACAGGGUAAGUCGAGAGACAGAGGUCGAGUUCGAACCACGGACCUUCUGGUCAAUAAAUUCGCGCUCUAACCAUUUUGCACCUUUUCGGUGCCUAGCUGCCACGCCACCCGAAGAGAGCUCGAGGUCUGAGACGCUGUCGGGUUGCCAAGCUUAUACAGGAGCAGUGGAGAAGCUGAGGUUAGGUUCGAACCACGAACCUUCCCGGCAGCUUGGGCGACCUGGCAAUAUCCCAGCCCUCGUGAUUCCUUCGGGUGGCAUGGCAGCUAGACGCCGAAAGGGUAGUCAAUCAGAAUUAUAUGUUUUCAAUCGGACGAACUACACUGAGAUAGCCUUAACAGAAUGGACGCACGGAACUAGAGAUAUUGGAAACAAGUGGACUGGAACCAAGUGGACGCUGGAACCAAGAGAGGAAAUUCUGCUUCAUGACUUGUUCACGAAUGCUUUUCUCCCUUAA
Opisthorchis viverrini is the source of this 702-nucleotide messenger RNA. RefSeq lists its product as hypothetical. The record is from RefSeq and is a predicted model, not a curated record. The transcript is spliced from 5 exons. The coding region runs from base 1 to 702 and encodes 233 amino acids. Lineage: Eukaryota; Metazoa; Platyhelminthes; Trematoda; Opisthorchiida; Opisthorchiidae.